AUGGGACUACGUCCAGAAUAUGAAUCUGUUAGGGCUGCCUUAUUACACCGCAGCCCCCUGCCCUCAUUGGAUGCUGCUAUCCAAGAAAUAUUAUUUGAAGAAAAACGUCUUGGCAUCAAUCUCUCCAAACAUUCUGAGGCUGUUCUUGCCAACACUUAUUCACCACCUGGAGCAUCAAACACAUUUUGUAAGAAUUGUAAUCGAUGGCUUCUUGACUCUGGCUGUUGCAAUCAUAUGACAUCUAAUUACUCUCUUAUGAACAUUCCUAGUCCUACUAAAUCUUUACCUCCCAUUUAUGCUGCUGACGGCAAUUGUAUGAAUAUCACUCACAUGGGCACCAUCAAUACCCCUAGUUUGAAUCUUCCUCAUACUUACUGUAUCCCAAACUUAACCUUUAAUCUAGUAUCUGUUGAUCAAUUGUUCAGGAUCCACAGACGGGACAGACGAUUGGGACGGGACAAAGUGGGAAGAUUGUUUGAGCUCCUAUCACUUCAGGUUCCUCCUCCAUCCAUCUCUGCCCUUGUCACUGACUCUGAUACAUAUCAGUGGCAUCUUCGUCUUGGUCAUGCUUCUUCAGAAAAAUUGCGUCAUUUAAUCUCCAUUAACAAUUGA
Messenger RNA from Cucumis melo (muskmelon), 612 nucleotides. RefSeq lists its product as uncharacterized. The record is from RefSeq and is a predicted model, not a curated record. The coding region runs from base 1 to 612 and encodes 203 amino acids. The transcript has 3 exons. NCBI's taxonomy places the organism in Eukaryota, Viridiplantae, Streptophyta, Magnoliopsida, Cucurbitales, Cucurbitaceae.